Messenger RNA from Ictalurus punctatus (channel catfish), 3229 nucleotides. RefSeq names its product NACHT, LRR and PYD domains-containing protein 12. NCBI's taxonomy places the organism in Eukaryota, Metazoa, Chordata, Actinopteri, Siluriformes, Ictaluridae. The record is from RefSeq and is a predicted model, not a curated record. Gene Ontology annotation, molecular function: protein binding.
CAUAAAUAAAUAAAUAUGAAGUCCUCAUUAAAUUAAGAAGUUCGUUAAAACUGUAAAGAGUGUAUAUAAAUGACUAAAGGACUGUCUAUAAUGUUGUGCAGUAAACUCCAGGGAAAGAGAUCAGAAUCACCAGCACCCAGCUGUAUCUCCAUGAAGAGUGGUAGGUCUAUGGAUCCUCCUCUGGCGUUUAAAGAUGGAGACUCCUCACUUCUACACAGUAAACUCCAGGGAGAGAGAUCAGAAUCACCAGCACCCAGCUGUAUCUCCAUGAGGUCUAUGGAUAUUCCUGUGCAGUUUAAAGAUGAAGACUCCUCACUUCUACACAGUGUUCCACAGAGAGCAGGAGACAGAAUAGAAAAGAUCAGCAUCACAGAUACAGGGCACGACCCAGAACCUGCUACUGGGAAUGAAUUCCAAAAAAAGUUCAAAUUAAACCUGAUGAAGAAGUUUGAGUGUUUGAAUAAAGUGAUAGUAAACCUGGGAAACCAAACAAUCCUGAAUGAGAUCUACACAGAGCUCUACAUCACAGAGGGAGACAGUGGAGAAGUCAAUAAAGAACAUGAGGUGAGACAGAUCGAGGCAGCAUCCAGGAGAACAAUAACAGAGGAAACACCAAUCAAAUGCAACGACAUCUUUAAGCCCUUAUCUGAACAAGACGAACCCAUCAGAACUGUGCUGACAAAGGGAGUCGCUGGCAUCGGAAAAACAGUCUCUGUGCAGAAGUUCAUUCUGGACUGGGCUGAAGGGAAAGCAAAUCAGGACAUCCACCUCAUAUUUCCACUUCCUUUCAGAGAGCUGAAUCUGAUGAAGGACCAGAAACUGAGUCUAAUGGAGCUCCUUCAUGUCUGCUUUAAUGAAACAAAAGAAACAGAGAUGUCCAGUUUGGAAAAGGUUCUGUUCAUUUUUGACGGAUUGGACGAGUGUCGUUUUCCUCUAGAUUUCCAGAACACAGUGAAAGUGUGUGAUGUAACUGAAUCAGCAUCAGUGCAUGUGCUGCUGAUAAACCUGAUCAAAGGGAAUCUGCUUCCCUCUGCUCUCAUCUGGAUCACCUCUCGACCAGCAGCAGCUGAUCAAAUCCCCUCUGAGUGUGUCCAUCGAGUCACAGAGGUACGAGGGUUCAAUGACCCACAGAAGGAGGAGUACUUCAGGAAGAGGAUCAGUGAUCAGAGCCUGGCCAAUAACAUCAUCACACACCUGAAGUCAUUAAGAAGUCUCUAUAUCAUGUGCCACAUCCCAGUCUUCUGCUGGAUUUCAGCCACUGUUCUAGAGAGAAUGUUGGGUGAAGCAGAGAGUGGAGAGAUCCCCAAGACUCUGACUCAAAUGUACACACACUUCCUCAUCAUUCAGACAAACAUCAUAGGAGAAAAGUACUCAAAGAAGCAGAAGAGUGAUGAAGAAAUGCUUCUUAAACUGGGACAACUGGCUUUUCAGCAGCUGAAGAAAGGCAAGCUGAUCUUCUAUGAGGAAGACCUGAGAGAGUGUGGCAUUGAUGUGAGAGAAGCAGCAGUGUACUCAGGUGUGUGUACGCAGAUCUUCAGAGAGGAGUUUGGGCUUCACCAGAGUAAAGUGUACUGCUUUGUUCAUCUGAGCAUUCAGGAGCACCUCGCAGCUCUGUAUGUGCACCUGACAUUCAUGAUGGAAAAGAGAAAUGUUCUUGAUCAUAAUCAGGUCUCUAAAUGGUGGAUCUCAAAUGUACACAGGAGUGCUGUAGAUCAGACUUUAGAAAGUCAGACUGGACAUCUGGAUCUUUUCCUUCGCUUUCUUCUGGGUCUCUCACUGAAGUCCAAUCAGAAACUCUUAACUGCCUUAGUAACACAGACAGGAAGUAGCUCCCAGAGCAUAGAGAAAACAGUUCAGUACAUUAAGGAGAAGAUCAGUGAAGAUCUUCCUCCAGAGAAAUCCAUCAAUCUGUUCCACUGUCUGAAUGAACUGGGUGAUAAUUCUCUAGUGGAGGAAAUCCAACACUACCUGAAAUCUGAAAAACAAAGUGAACUCUCUUCUUCACAGUGGUCUGCUCUGGUGUUUGUGUUACUGACAUCAGCACAGGAGCUGGAAGAAUUUGACCUGAAUAAAUAUAUCAGUACAGAUAAGAUAAAAGAAACUGUUCUUCUGAAGAUGAUGCCUGUGAUUGCAGCAUCCAGAAAAGCAAUUAUCGGAUGUGAUUCACUUGCAGUGAGAAGUUGGUCAGCUCUGGUCUCAGCACUCAGCUCAGAACGCGCCAAUCUGAGAGAACUGCAUCUGACUGUGAAAACACUGGAUCUGUCCUGGAAUGAACUAGGAGACUCAGGAGUGAAGAGUCUCUGUGCUGGACUGGAGAAUCCUCACUGUAAAGUGGAGACACUGAGGUUGUAUGAUUGUGGUGUCUCAGACCAUGGCUGUACUGCUCUGACUUCAGCUCUGAGAUCAAACCCUUCACAUCUGAGAGGACUGGAUCUGUCUAAGAAUAAAUUAGGAGACUCAGGAGUGAAGAGUCUCUCUGCUGUACUGGAGAAUCCUCAAUGUAAACUGGAGACACUGAGGUUGUAUAAUUGUGGUGUCUCAGAUGAAGGCUGUGCUGCUCUGACUUCAGCUCUGAGAUCAAACCCCUCACACCUGAGAGAACUGAAUCUGUCCUCUAAUAAUGUAGGAGACUCAGGAGUGAAGAGUCUCUCUGCUGUACUGGAGAAUCCUCUCUGUAAACUGGAGACACUGAGGUUGUGUGGUUGUGGUGUCUCAGAUGAAGGCUGUGGCUCAAACCCCUCACACCUGAGAGAACUGGAUCUGUCCUAUAAUAAUGUAGGAGACUCAGGAGUGAAGAGUCUCUCUGCUGUACUGGAGAAUCCUCACUGUAAACUGGAGAUACUAUGGUUGCGUGGUUGUGGUGUCUCAGAUGAAGGCUGUGCUGCUCUGACUUCAGCUCUGAGAUCAAACCCCUCACACCUGAGAGAACUGCAUCUGUCUGGUAAUAAAAUAGGAGAUUCAGGAGUGAACCUGCUCUCUGCUCUUAAGAAUGAUAAACAUUACAAACUACAGACACUGUGGGUGGAUUGAACAUCUGUGUGUGUGAUGAAGACUCCGGUGUUCCUGCAUUUCACUGAUGGGGAAUAGAGAACACAUUUUUAAACACAUCACUCAUUUAAUUAUAACACAUUAAACAGACUCCGAGACGUGAGAAGUGUGUGUUCAUCAUGCACAGUGAAUCAGACUGCACACGAUUCUACACUGAGUGUAGAACGACCUCUGACCCCUG